AUGUCAGCGGCGUCUCCAGAGUCCAACUCUUCCUACCCUUCUCGCUGGUCUUGGUAUCUUCCAGGGAGCCAGAAACCCAGUUACGACUCCCUUGGCGAUGUUCUUUUGAUCCUGAACCAACGAAUCACUCCAUCUGCACUCGGCCAUGACGCGGGAACAGAACCCAACAAGAAGGAUGAACAUGAUGAAGGCAUGCGGCCUGAAGGCCUUGAUGGGCCGUCCAGUGAAGCAUCACUCAUAGAGGCACCGGUGCCCUGCGGGGCUCAAGAGAUCGAAGCCAAAGUGUCGUCCAAACAUCUCUCGAUGGCUUCACGGGUCUUUCGCGCCAUGUUCGAUGGAGCGUCCCUCGUACAAUCGAUUGUGGUUCUGAUCGACAAGUACGAGCUUCAAGAGGUUACAGGAGUGUACACAGAUCUCUGGUUCCCAAGUCUAUGGCCGCAUCGUGACACUUCGACUCCACAUAUUGCCGACUGGAUUUACAUCUGCUGGGUUCUCAAGAGACCGCCGGAGUACAAUGAACUGACCAGAAAAGCCAUCUUCGCGUGUCAUUCUCGCUUUGACGACAACGGACUCCCAUUGCCACCGGCAAUUUCGAGCGAGAUCGAAUCCUGUCGACUUUCGGCCAUAGAAGACCUGCUCACCUACCUGAACGAGACCCUUGAGACAUAUCAGGGCGAAAUACAGCAAUGCUCACAAAACACAAAUUGUGACGCCCUCGUCCUCGGUGACCUUGUCAGGAAAUUGAAGGCCAAGGGUCUUUAUCCUGUUCCCCAAGCUGCGGCUCUGGACGUGUCUCUCUGGGAGCUUUUUUCUCAAUUGUUGGAAUUGGCAGUCUCCACAUUGUGUGAGAUACAAUUGCCGCCACAUACACAGUCAUCCUUCGGCAUCGCCCCCGCUCCGCCAGUUUGCAGUAUCGAGAAGAGUCUUGAAGAGAAAAUAUUCCGGGUCCGGCGCGGAGUGGCAGGUCUGACAUUGCCCAUCUACACUCCAUCCAAUCUUUGGACAGGGAACAAAAAAUAG
Fonsecaea pedrosoi CBS 271.37 is the source of this 1020-nucleotide messenger RNA. RefSeq lists its product as uncharacterized. NCBI's taxonomy places the organism in Eukaryota, Fungi, Ascomycota, Eurotiomycetes, Chaetothyriales, Herpotrichiellaceae. The transcript is spliced from 3 exons. Bases 1 to 1020 code for a protein of 339 amino acids. The record is from RefSeq and is a predicted model, not a curated record.